Molecule: messenger RNA, 2426 nt
Organism: Abrus precatorius (Indian licorice)
Lineage: Eukaryota; Viridiplantae; Streptophyta; Magnoliopsida; Fabales; Fabaceae
Product: F-box/kelch-repeat protein At1g30090
Exons: 2
Coding region: 806-2068 (420 amino acids)
Molecular function (GO): protein binding
Source: RefSeq, a predicted model, not a curated record
UCUCUCUCUAUUCAAUAUAUUUCAAUCUUGUGCUGUGUCUGUGUGGAAAAAGCAAGCAAAGUCUGCACCUGAAUCUCAUCUCCACUAAACCCUUUUUCUGCCCUAUCCUAUUCUCUACCACUUCAUUGCUUCUUGUAAGUUUUUGUUUUUGUCCACUUCAUUUUUCCUUGUUUCUUUGUGUUUUGUCUUAGCACCCUCAUAAAUUCCGCCUUGUCUUUCUCUUAAUCCCCACAAUUUCUGGGUAAUCUCAUGCUUUUUUGGCUUUCUUCAGUUGAAUUUCGGCUAAAGCUGAGAUUUUUAUUUGCUGCUUAGGGUACCCGUGAAUUGGGGUAUUUGUAGUGUUGGUGCGAGUUACGCCCUUUUGGGGUUCCCAAGUUAAAAUCCUUGAUGAAUCUUAGUUGGUGGUAAAGUUAUUGGUUUGUGAUGAAGAGAACAGGUCCCAAUAUCUUUUAUGACUAACAUGCUUUUAUAAAGUUGGAUAUUUUAAGAAGUGGAAUUUUCCUUUUGUUGUAUCCUAUAUAAGCUUUUAGAUCAUUGUGGAGGAGGAAUUGGUGCUUCUUCUCUUUAUUGUGGAUUGGGAUUUGGGGGAUUCCUUUUAUUUGUCACAAAAAUCGGUUAGGGAAUCAGUUCAAGCCACUUUGGAAUAGAUUCUUACCCCCCGGAUUGAAAAUUGGGUGUUACUAUUUGGUGUGAUAUUUUUCCAAUCCAUUUGAGAACAUAGAACAUGAAUUAGAAAUUGCAUAUUAGCGAAGGCAAUAGUUUUAGUGUUUCUGAAGGGUUUUAGGUGUCUAUUUUAGAUUCAAAGAUGCAACGUGUUAGAUUUUCAUCUCAACAGGCACCAGUACACAAGCUAGGAGAUCCUCAAAUGACAUUAUCUCCUAAGUUUAGGUUAGCUGUGAUCCAAUCUUCUUUGGCAAAUCCAUCACCAGAAUUGGAGCUUUCUUUGAGAGAAGAACCCUUAAUACCAGGCCUACCUGAUGAUGUUGCUCUCAAUUGUCUUCUUCGUCUUCCAGUUCAGAGUCAUUCAUCUUGUAGAGCUGUCUGCAAGAGGUGGCAUAUGCUACUUGGUAAUAAAGAGAGGUUUUUUACCAACAGGAAGCAAUUGGGUUUGAAGCAUCCUUGGCUUUUUGUAUUUGCCUACCAUAAAUGCACUGGAAAGAUCCAAUGGCAGGUUCUUGACCUUACACACUUUUCUUGGCACACUAUCCCUGCAAUGCCUUGUAAGGACAAGGUUUGUCCUCAUGGUUUUAGGUGUGUUUCAAUUCCACGUGACGGCACGCUGUUUGUUUGUGGUGGUAUGGUUUCUGAUGUGGAUUGUCCUCUCGAUUUGGUGUUGAAAUAUGAGAUGCAGAAAAAUAGAUGGACUGUGAUGAAUAGGAUGAUUACUGCUAGGUCUUUUUUUGCCAGUGGAGUGAUUGAUGGGAUGAUUUAUGUAGCUGGAGGAAAUAGUACUGAUCUUUAUGAGCUAGAUUCUGCUGAGGUGUUGGAUCCUUUCAAUGGGAGUUGGCGCCCUAUUGCCAGCAUGGGAACAAAUAUGGCAUCUUAUGAUGCUGCAGUUCUCAAUGGGAAACUUCUGGUGACAGAAGGUUGGUUAUGGCCCUUUUAUGUCUCUCCUAGAGGUCAGGUAUAUGAUCCAAGAACUAAUAACUGGGAAAAUAUGGCUGUUGGACUUAGAGAAGGGUGGACUGGGUCAAGUGUUGUUGUUUACGGGCACUUGUUUGUUGUUUCUGAGCUUGAAAGAAUGAAACUAAAGGUUUAUGACCCCAAAACUGAUUCCUGGGAAACCAUUGAAGGCCCCCCUUUGCCUGAGCAAAUAUGCAAGCCUUUUGCUGUGAAUGCUUGUGAUUGUCAUAUUUAUGUUGUGGGUAGAAAUCUUCUGGUUGCUGUUGGUCAUAUCUCUAGACUGAACCCAAAACAAAGUUGUAGGGAAAAAUGGAACUUCAGUGUGCGAUGGCGUGUAAUUAUUGCACCGGAAAGUUUAUCCGAUCUGACUCCCUCAAGCUCUCAGUCACUGUCAAGAGAGAUAUUAAGACUCUUGAUUGUGAUUGGGUUUGACGGUCAAAGUUGAUCCAGCUGGUGUGUAGUGAAAGAGGGAGUGAUGCACCUCCACUUGCAGAGUCAGUCAAGGAAAGUUGACAAAAGUGUGAAUAUAGUGAGAUGCACGCAAAAUUAAAUUUCAGGUUGGUGAGGUGUUAUUGUUAAAUGCUACAAAGAACGUUUUUUCAAUGCAUUCAAGAGUAUCUAACAAAAAGGUGAGGUGCUUGCUUCUAAGGAUGGAUAAUAGUGUUUUAGUGUAGUGGCCAAGGUGAAUGCAACAGUGUGCCUUUUUCUUUAAUUGGGGGGAAUGAUUAACAGAAGGGUACCAAAGUUCUCUUAUAUACAUAUUGCAAUUCUUUUUAUGUGAUUAGAACGAUAUGUUCCACGUG